Messenger RNA from Phoenix dactylifera (date palm), 3519 nucleotides. Lineage: Eukaryota; Viridiplantae; Streptophyta; Magnoliopsida; Arecales; Arecaceae. The record is from RefSeq and is a predicted model, not a curated record.
AUCAUGAGUUCCUUCUCAUCUUGCCCUGAUAACCACUUGUUAAAAAAGACAUUUAUUACCGUUGUCGUGAUACUUGCAAAGUCUAACAACUGUAUUUGCAUAAAAAAAAAAACACCAAGCAUAAAAUCCCCUGAUUAAGUGACAGAAACAUAUCAUAAAAGGAGAUUUUUUUUUUUUUUUGUGGAAAAAAAAAGAUCAGGGACAUUGGAAAUCCCAGCAAAAUAAGGUGAAUGAGGAAAGGAAAAAGGUCAAAUCUUUGGAGGAGAAAAGAGAAAACAGGAAGAAGAGGAAGACAAAAAAGCUUUAUCCUUCAACGGCUAAACGGCAUCCAAGAAGACCUGGAGGAAGGCUCACCGUGGCAAGAACCAUAGAUGAAAACCGGAAAGAUAAGAUUUUGAUGCCAAAAAUUGAAGCUCGGAUGAAAGAAAGAUGGAGGGAGGGAUCCAAUAUAGAGAGCAGUUAGGGUUAGGGUUGCAGUGGACAACCGACAGUUCAAGAACUAGGUUCGUAUAGGGACCUCGGUGUAUAUAAAAUCGCAGGAAGUCGCGUCAACCUCACGGACCAAAUCUUGACCUACCGAGUACCGACAAAAGGAUCUACGAACGAAAGAAAGAGAGAGAAACAAUGCUGUCGGUCCCUACGAUAUACAAACCCUCGCUUCUCUCCUCCGUUCUGCUCCCUGGCUCCUCCUCCUCCUCCUCGUCCCCCGCUUUCCCCUCCCUUCUUAAUCUUUCCCGCCGCCUCCGCCGCCCGAGUUUCAUUCAAAUAGGCCGUGUUAGAGCUGUGGCUUCACAUAUUGUCGGCUAUCCCCGCAUUGGUCCAAAGAGAGAGCUUAAAUUUGCUUUAGAGUCUUUUUGGGAUGGAAGGAGCAGUGCUGAGGAUCUGGAAAAGGUUGCCAAGGAUUUGCGCAUGUCCAUCUGGAAACAAAUGGCUGAUGCAGGAACCAAGUUCAUUCCCUCCAAUACCUUUUCAUACUAUGAUCACAUCUUAGAUACGACUGUCAUGCUUGGUGCAGUACCUCACAGAUAUGGAUGGACUGGAGGUGAGAUAGGAUUUGAUGUUUAUUUCUCUAUGGCCAGGGGUGAUGCCACUCUACCUGCUAUGGAAAUGACCAAAUGGUUUGAUACAAAUUAUCAUUACAUAGUACCUGAACUGGGACCAGACCUUAAGUUCUCAUGUGCUUCCCAUAAGGCAGUUAAUGAAUACAAAGAGGCCAAAGAGCUUGGUAUUGAGACUAUCCCGGUACUCGUUGGUCCAGUUUCCUACUUGCUACUGUCAAAGCUAGCAGAGGGCAUUGAGAAACCAUUUUCCCUUCUUUCAUUGCUCCAGAAAAUUAUUCCAGUUUACAAGGAAGUUGUAUCAGAGUUGAAAGCUGCUGGGGCUACCUGGGUGCAGCUUGAUGAGCCGACGCUUGUGCUGGAUUUAGACUCUGAUCAGCUUAAAGCAUUUACAGAUGCUUACACGCAGCUUGAAGAGUCACUACAUGGUUUGAAUGUUCUUGUUGAAACCUACUUUGCUGAUGUCCCUGCUGAUGCAUACAGGGUUGUCACAGGAUUGAGGGGAGUCUCAGCUAUUGGGUUCGAUCUGGUGCAUGGAGAGAAGACUCUUGAACUGAUCCAGGAUCUGAGCUUUCCUUCUGAUAAGUAUCUCUUUGCCGGAGUUGUUGAUGGCCGCAAUAUUUGGGCUAAUGAUCUGUCAGCAUCUCUGAGAACCCUGAAGACCCUUGAGGGCAUUGUUGGCAAAGACAAACUUGUUGUUUCUACUUCCUGUUCGCUUCUGCACACUCCUGUUGACUUGGUUAAUGAAACAAAGCUGGACGGUGAAAUCAAGUCUUGGCUAGCCUUUGCUGCACAGAAAAUAGUUGAAGUAAAUGAGUUAGCAAAAGCAUUGAGGGGUGAAAAGAAUGAGGCAUUCUUUUCUGCAAAUGCUGCUGCACAAGCAUCUAGGAAGUCAUCUCCUAGAGUCAAUGAUAAGGCUGUUCAGGAAGCAGCAUCUGCUUUGAGGGGUUCUGACCACCGACGUGCCACCCCAGUGACCUCCAGGCUUGAUGCACAGCAGAAGAAACUGAACCUUCCUAUUCUUCCAACAACUACUAUUGGAUCCUUUCCACAAACUAGGUACCUCAGGAGAAUUCGCCGGGAAUACAAAGAGAGCAAGAUAUCUGAGGCAGAGUAUGUCAAGGCCAUCAAAGAAGAAAUCAGUAAGGUUGUUCGGUUGCAAGAAGAACUUGAUAUAGAUGUUCUUGUUCAUGGAGAACCUGAGCGAAAUGACAUGGUGGAGUACUUCGGGGAACAGCUGAAGGGAUUUGCCUUCACUGUCAAUGGCUGGGUUCAAUCAUAUGGUUCACGCUGUGUCAAACCACCAAUCAUCUACGGAGAUGUAAGCCGGCCCAAACCUAUGACUGUUUUUUGGUCUACAGCUGCACAGAGCAUGACCACUCGUCCAAUCAAAGGAAUGUUAACUGGGCCGGUCACAAUACUCAGCUGGUCCUUUGUUAGGAAUGAUCAACCGAGGUUUGAGACAUGCUAUCAGAUUGCCUUGGCAAUAAAAAAUGAAGUUGAAGAUUUGGAAGCAGCCGGUAUUCCAGUGAUCCAGAUUGAUGAAGCUGCUCUUCGAGAGGGUCUACCUCUAUGCAAAUCAGAGCAAGCCUUCUAUCUUGAGUGGGCUGUGCAUGCCUUCAGAAUAACAAGCUGUGGUGUGCAGGAUACAACUCAGAUACGCUCCCCUCGUGUAUUCCCAAGUUUACGUCUUAAUUUGCCAGGGUGCAUCAGGAUACUCUACGUCAUUUUAAUUAUGUUGUUAGGGUUGAAAUCUGAUUCCAAUGCUCUCAACACCUUUAUGAUCCAUACACAUAUGUGCUAUUCCAACUUCAACAACAUAAUUCACUCAAUCAUUGACAUGGACGCCGAUGUGGUCACAAUUGAGAACUCAAGAUCUGCUGAUAAACUCCUUUCAGUCUUUAGGGAAGGGGUGAGAUACCAUGCAGGGAUUGGUCCUGGGGUUUAUGACAUCCAUUCCCCGCGGAUCCCAUCUGCCGAAGACAUAGGCAACCGCAUCAACAAGAUGUUGGCCGUCCUGGAGAAGAAUGCACUCUGGGUUAAUCCAGAUUGUGGUCUUAAGACCAGGAAGUACUCGGAGGUUAUACCAGCUCUGACCAACAUGGUGGCUGCUGCAAAAUUGCUCAGAACUCAGCUGGCCAGUGCCGAGUGAUUGUAUGCGGCUUGCUGAUAAUUGUAGGUGUUGGAAACCUGAGAAGAUAGAGAGUAUUUGAAGAAGCAAUAAUUUUUUUCCCAAUUAGUUUAAUGAUAUUUGAUCAUCUUGUUGAACUGGUUCAAGAGAUAAUAUCUAGCAAGGAGAAUUUGUUUUUAAGUGUUGUGGCAAUAUCUCAGUGAAAUCACUUUGCUUACUCUAUGUACUCAUUUGCCCAGCUCAUGGGUUAACAUAGAUGAUACCAUAACAAUUUAAGCAAAAAAAAUUGAUUUCACAGCAAAUGCUGAAUUGCUUGCUCCUACAAGUCAA